CGGCGUCCGCGGGGCGCCUGCCGGCGGGCGGGUCUCUCGCUCGGCGUGCCUGCGCGGGGGUCCGCAGCCGCUCCGGCCGGGGCCCAUGGCUCGAGCGCGGCGGAGCCGGGGCGCCGCGGCGGCGGGCGCCGCGGCCGCGCCGCCGAGAUGGGCAAGGGCUGCGGCAAGCGGGGCCCGGCCGGCGGCGCGAGGGGGCGGGGCAGGCAGCCGCGGCGCCAGGGCGCCGACGCCGCCGAGGUGGGCGAGGGCCCGUGCUCGGGCGAGGAGCCCGUCUCGGAGGACGAGCCUGGUGCCGGGGACUCCGAGGGGGGGCCCGUGCGCCGCGUGCGCCUGGCCCUCUUCGAGUUCGCCCAGAACGACCCGAAGGCGGACGGCGGGAGCGCGGGGGGGAAGUCGGAAGGAGAAGGCCUCGAAGGCAUUUGGCAGUUCAUCCCGGACGCACUGACUUUUCAGGACAGGGAGUGCCUCCUCGCCAACGGCCUCGCCGGCAUCAACGCCAGCUGGAACCGCAUGGACGAGCUGCCGUGGCAGCGGCUUCGACGGCAGGGCCAGCACCGCAUCCUCCCACAUCUCGUGGCCAUGGCCGCCACCCUGCUCAUCGCCGGCCUCGACGACGAUGCCGCCGCGAUCAUGCGGUCUUUUCAGUGGGGCGAGGAGUUUUUGAAGAUCAACCUCGAGGCCCUCGCCGCCUAUGCGUGCGCCCCCGACGCGGAGGGCGUGCGCCGCCGGGAGGCGGAGCUGCUGUCGCGCCGCUGCGACGAGAGGGCGGCGCGCAAGGCCGACGCGGACCUCGGGGGCAACGAGACCGCUGGGUCCUGGAGCGGCGCCACCUUGGAGCACAUGACGUGCACCGAAGUCCUGUCGCCCCCCCCCGCCUUCCUACCCUGGCAGGAGUCCCACGGGACCUUCGCCAGCGCGUUGCCGCUGAGCCCCGCGAUGCCGGCGGCCCUCUGGAAGGCGGGCGUGGCCAGGGACUGCAGCGCGAGGAGCGUGGCCUUCAUCUCCUUUCUGGCACCGCCGGGCGCGGCGACGCCCGCCGAGUUUGGCACGCCCACCGCUGCGCCAGGCGCGGCCUCCGCCGCGGCGCCCGUGGGCCCCUUCGCGGCGGGCGCGGCGCCGGUGGCCGCGGGCGACGCCGCGGGCGCCGCGGCCGCGGGCGCCGCCGCGGCCGGCGCGGGCCGCCGCCGCGGCGCCUCCGCGGCCGCGGGCCUCUGGGCGAGGGCCCUGCGCUCCUCCUCCUUGGCCUCGCGCCAGAGCUCCCAGGCCGAGGGCCCGAGGCCGCUGAUGAUCAGACCGAGCGCGCACUGCGUGAUCAGCGCAGGCCACAUGCAGAGCUGGACACGGGGGUUCUUGUUCUACUGGUUCGUAGUCAUCUCACGGCCAGGCCGACUGUUCAGCAACGCGGACUUCUACGGCUUCAGCGGCAACGGACACUACAACAACCCGCAGCCGAUCUGGGAGAAGUGGCUUCCGUUUGAGCACCUCUUCUACCAGGCUCCCUCGCCCGCCCUCAGUGACCUCCCCGCGGCCGCCCUCUUCCCCCGCAUCUUUGGUGCCGAUCUGCCGUUCCGCAACCCGACCCAGGGGGUCCAGGACAAGGGCGACUGGCUUGUGGUAGGCGCCUUCCCGAAGGCCCCCUGGUCGGCCCCCCCCGAGAGCGAGCUCGAAGCGCUCCUCGCCUGCGGGGACCCCGCCAUCGCGGCCAGGCUGCAGGAGGCAGUCCGUGACGCGCGGGGCUGCGUCGCGCCCGCGGUCGCCCCAGCUCCGAAGCCGCUCGAGCAGAGGCUGCAGUCGGCCACGGCGAAGCGGAUCCACCUCCAGCGCCAGCUCGACGAGGCGGCGGACGCGCUCGUGGCGGCGGAGGACCACCUCGCUCUGUGCCGAGGCUGGCGCGACGAGGCGGCGGUCAACCUCGCAGAGUCAUUCGAGAACUUCGCGGAGCUGGAGGAGGAGGCGCAGGCCACCCUCAGGCGCCUCUGUGACGAGGGGCUUCAGAUCACGCAGGGGGCGCAGGCUACGUUCGAGCGCAACUGCCAGGAGCACCAGCAGCGCAUCAAGCGCCAGAUCGAGGAGGAGGCGGCCAAGAAGCGCAAGCGCACCGUGGACAGGCGGCCGCCCCUGCUGCUGCCGCCGCCCCAGCAGCAGGCGCUGCGCCUGGCGCAGGGCCCCCCCCAGCGGCCGCCGUGGAGAGCCGAGCGGCAGACGAGGCGGCCCGACAGCGCGCUGCCGACCAAAAGGCUGCUGCGGCGGCCCCUCCACCUGCUGCUGGCGCUGCUGCUGGCAGCGGCCAGGCCCGCGGGUAGCACCCUGCUGCCAGGCGGCGGCCCCGUAAGCGCGGCGCCGCCCGUCCCAGACGGGGCUGAGGAGGCAGAGGCGGCGGCGCCCAGCCGCCCCGCGGCGAAGGCGGCGCCGAGCGGCGGCAUGCACGCCUACCUGGCGGCCAACGUCGAGGCCGACGCUGGGGAAGGGCUUCCCUUCACUGGGCCGCUGCUGCGCCAGGACCGACGCUCCGACGAUGCGCGCCAUGGUUCCAAGUUCAAGGCGCUCAGUAGCAGGACAGAGCCAAGCGCUGCGGCGGACUUGGAUGGGCCCGACCGAAGGACUGGCAGUCCUCAGCCCAGCCAGGGGCCCAUGCGGAAUAGUGGGUACCCAAUUCAAGUUGGCGAGGCUAAGGGCGAGGGCGUGAGACCCCCUGAGGUUCGGGGCCCCAAGGCGGCGGGCAGCCGCCCGCCUGGCGGCCGCGCGGGCGCCGCGGCAGCCGCGAAGCCUGCAGCCCAGCCCCAGCCAGGGCGACCGCAGGACAAGCCCCUCCAGCUGGCCAAGCUGCAGCGCACGGAGCGGGGCGACCUCAUGGAGGUGGAGCUCUUCGGCAACCGCCUCUUGGGCCAGCUCGCGAAGGCGGGCGCGGCGAUGCACGCCAUCGCCGACGAGGAGGCCCGCCUGCUCCAGGGCUGCCAGGCCCGCACCCGCUUCGCGGCGCGCUUCGCCGCCGAUUUCGAGGUCCAGGACACGGAGUCGGGCUUGCGGGACCUCACCCCCUGCAUUGCGGAGGAGCUCGACGGCGAGGCCGACCCCCUGUUCGCCGCCGCGGCGGAGCCCGCCCCUGGGACAGGUGGAUUCAGCCCACCGAAGUCGCAGUCCCAGGGGCGCGGCCAGUUAGGGAAGAAACACGACGUGGAGGUGCGCGCGGCUGGCAUCGCGGGGCUGGACGCGCUGUUGGCUGCUCCUGACGGCGCGGCGCUGGUGCGCGGCAGCGGCAUCUCGGAACCCAUCGAGCUCCCCGAGGGCCGCGAGGCAGCCGCCGCUGUCGGGCACGCCGCUGGCGGAGGCCCUGGGCAGCCGCCGCGGCCUGCAGACAGCAGCCUGCCGCCCCCAGCUGCCCCCUUGGCGCGCCGCCCGCGGCAGGUUCGCCAGGCGCCACGCGACGCGGAGCACGUCGCGCUGUAUGGCGAUGGCAACGUGAAGGAGAUCGACGCGGAGCUUUGCGGUGGCUACGCCGAGGCGCAGGCCUCGGCGGCUGAUGGCGGCCCCCUCCUCGCCACGGCGGCGGCCCUGGCAGCGGUGGCGGCUGCCGGCGCCUCCAGCUCGCGCCCUUCGCCCAUGGUGCGCCGCCCCGCCUCGGCCGCGUCGCCCGCGGAUGCCCUGCGACGCGUCGCCCAGCGCAGGGCGCAGGUGCAGCCGAGGCGCCGCGAGGCCAGGCAGGGCCACGGCGCGGAGGGGCAGGCGCUCGUGGCAACGCCCGUGCCAGCGCAGCGGCUGCCAGCAGCCGCCCAGCCCCCACCGCCUGCGGCUGGCGCUGGGAGCCAGGCGGCUGCGCCGCCGAGCGCCGCGGCUACGCGGCGGCUGGCCGCGGCGGCCCCGCGGGAGGAGGCCGCCGAGCCGCGGCGGUCCCGCCCAGGGCUCGAGGGUGUGCGUGGAGCCCACGGCUUCGCGGACGCAGCGGCGGCCCGCGAGCGCGGGCGAGCCGCGACGGGAGCGGCCGCCCGCGCAGGCCGCCGGCUCGCGGGCUUCGCCGCCGCGUGCCCUUCUCCCCUGGGGCGCCGCUUGGCCGAUGGCGUCCGGCGCGGCGCGCGCACAGAUGGCCGCUCGCCUGGGCCGCCGGCCAGGGGCCUGGCCGCGCAGAGGCGGGUGGACCCGGACAGGCCCAAGAGGCCCACGAGCGCGUAUCUGCGAUUCCUGAGUGAGUUCCGUUCGCAGAAGCCUGCCGACCUUUCCGGGAAGGACCUCAUGAAGGCGGCGGGAGCCGAGUGGAAGGCGCUGCCCGCGGAGCGCAAGAAGCCCUACGAGGCCGCCUACGAAAAGGAGGCGGUGGUGUACAGGAGUGCUUACGAUCAGUACGUGUCUUCAGGGAAGAAGGACGCGUUCAAGCGAGACCCAGACAAACCCAAGAGACCACUCACAGGUUUCCUGCGGUUUGUGGCUGAGAAGAGGGAGCAAAACAAAGACGCUAAGCCGACGGUCCUAACGAAGGAGGCGAGUGACUCCUGGAAGGGCAUGUCGGAGGCGCAGCGGAAGCCAUACAACGAGGCGUACGAGCUGGACACGGCACGAUACGCAGAGAAAAUGAAGGCAUACGUUGCAACUGGAAAAGAGGAGGAGUGGAAGGCCAAAGUCGGCAUCAAGACCAUGUCGGAGAAGCUCGAGGAGAAGAAGGCCGCCAAGGAGGCCGCGGCGCUCAAGAGGAAGGCCGAGGCGGAAAAAAAGAAGGCGGCCGCCCAGAAGAAGAAGGACGCGCUGAAGGCCAAGAAGGCCGCCGCCGCGGAGAAGAAGGCCGCACAAAAGGCAGCCGCGGCGGACAAGAAGAGGGCCAAGGCUGCCGCGCUCAAGGCUAAGGCGGCGGAGACCCUGGCCAAGAAGAAGAAGGCCCAGGCGGCGAAGGCAGCUAAGGAGAAGAAGGUUGUCAGCACGGGGAAAGCCAAGUGA
Messenger RNA from Prorocentrum cordatum, 4923 nucleotides. The record is from the annotation of a GenBank genome assembly. NCBI's taxonomy places the organism in Eukaryota, Dinophyceae, Prorocentrales, Prorocentraceae.